AUGUCCAGCGGCUCCUCCGUGUCUACAGCGCGUUGUGAUGAAUCGAAGUCAACCCGCAGGGUGCGACCGGGGUCGUUUCUGGUUCACUUCACCAAGGCAGUUGUAAUACACGUGGGCAUUUCUCUCGGCUACUCCGAGGAUCUCAAGCGUGUGUGCCCGUCAGCGGCCGACACAUUUCCAUGCCUCUAUAAAAGUAUGAUGGAGCACCCACUCUGGACCUUCGCACUUCACAAGUUCCAGGACGGUGUGCACGUGCAGCCGCUGGGUGCGGCGAUGGACGAGGCGUAUGACACGGUGAAUUGUGACCUCAACGAUGAUGAAAUCUUGGCCUUGUACACAAUUGCAGAGGACCGUGGCUAUCACAAUACGUACCACGACCACUACAACGCACUCAACGAUAAUUGCCAGGGAUUCGCCGGCUACGUGGCAAAGAGAGUGGGAAACGCUGAUAUGUUGAAGUAUUACCACGACGUGACGCAUGCACAGUUCGCUCAUGGCUUUCGGGCAGCCGGUAUCGCGUCAUGGACUGGUGCGCUCGUGGCCAUCGCGAUGGCCCCUGCAGCCGCUCCACUCUUUAUUGGAGCCUUUGCGGUUGCAUGGCUUGGGACUGCUGCAAGUGCACUCACAUGA
This is a messenger RNA of Leptomonas pyrrhocoris, 630 nucleotides long. RefSeq lists its product as hypothetical. The transcript has a single exon. The record is from RefSeq and is a predicted model, not a curated record. Lineage: Eukaryota; Euglenozoa; Kinetoplastea; Trypanosomatida; Trypanosomatidae. Bases 1 to 630 code for a protein of 209 amino acids.